This is a messenger RNA of Anastrepha obliqua, 2688 nucleotides long. Its product is annotated as WD repeat domain phosphoinositide-interacting protein 2. The transcript is spliced from 5 exons. Bases 509 to 2146 code for a protein of 545 amino acids. The record is from RefSeq and is a predicted model, not a curated record. Gene Ontology annotation, cellular component: phagophore assembly site membrane; cytosol; extrinsic component of membrane. Gene Ontology annotation, biological process: protein localization to phagophore assembly site; autophagy of mitochondrion; protein lipidation. Gene Ontology annotation, molecular function: protein binding; phosphatidylinositol-3,5-bisphosphate binding; phosphatidylinositol-3-phosphate binding. Lineage: Eukaryota; Metazoa; Arthropoda; Insecta; Diptera; Tephritidae.
AAAUUAAACAAAAAAUCCACUGAGACCAAAUACAGAAUUUAGUGAAUUUGAAAACAAUCGCUAGAAAGAUUGACGAAUAAUCGGACGAAAAACAACAAUCGACAAUCAGAAAUAAAAGCGUUUGGCAACAAAGUGGUAGUUAAUUUUCGGGCAAAGAAACAUACGGAUGCAUAAAAAGCAAUAGAGGAAUAAAAAUACAUAAAAUCGUACAUUCCAAAUAGCAAUAACAAAGAGGCAGCGAACUGAGACGAAAUAGAAUUACGAUAGAAGUGAACGAAUAAGCAUCGCCUACAAUAUUUUCAAAUACCGAAAAUUUUAUUGCAGUGCAAACAAUACAAAAUAAAUAAGAACGUACAGAAGAAAUCAAUUACAGUGAUUUCAUAUAAAUUGAAAAAAGUGAAAGUGCAUUAGAAAUCAGUUAUUUUGGAAUAGUACAGAAAGUAGCUGUUUGAAAGUUAUUGUUACAGUUGCAAAAAAGCGAAUAAAGCAAGGAAAGAAAAAAAUAAUUAUGGCUACCUCAGGAUAUCAACUGGAUUUCAAUCAGGAUUUUACUUCAGUUUACGUUCUGGACGGUAGCGAUGGCUUUCGCAUUUUCAACAUCAAUAGUUGUGACGAGGUCGAGGAAAUCUACGCUGAGCACUCUGAGCAUAUUAUUCUAGUCGAGCGCCUAUUCAACAGCUCUCUACUAGUGAUGGUCACUGCCGAGAAGCCGCACUGCUUGCAAAUGGUGCACUUUAAGAAGAAUCAGAAAAUCUGCAAUUGUGUCUACCCCACGAAAAUAAUCAGCAUACGCAUGAAUCGUGCACGUUUGAUUGUUUGCCUCUCAGAGAGCAUACACAUUCAUGAUAUACGUGACAUGAAGAUGCUGUAUGCCAUUGAGGAUCUUCCACCCAAUGAGCUCGGUGUGUGCUCACUUUCGUGCAAUUCGCUCUUGGCAUUCCCCGUUUGUCACUCCACUGGCAUGCUGGCGCUCUACAAUACAUCCAAACUGGAGUGGGGUCUCACGAUUGAUGCUCAUAAGAGCAAAUUAUCGGCAAUUAAUUUCUCGCCCAAUAGCCUACUGCUGGCGACCGCCUCAGAGCGCGGCACUGUGAUACGUCUGUUUAAUGUGAAGAAUGGCCAGCGCUUGCAGGAGUUCCGACGCGGCGUGAAACGUUGUGUAGACAUAGCGUCGUUGGUGUUUUCGGCUAAUGGACAAUUUAUUUGUAUCACCUCCAAUACGGAAACGGUGCACAUAUUCAAGAUUGACGAGAGAACUGAUGCAGCUAUGAAAGCGGUGAAGGAUGCUGCUGCUGCUAAGCGAUUGGGGAAGGCGGAACAGCAGCAGCCAGUUGAAGAGCCGGUGGCAGCGACGACCUGGUCCAACAGCUUUACGAGGGCGGUAACCUCAUAUAUUUUGCCAACACAAGUGAGCGAUGUGCUCGCGCAGGAUCGCGCUUUCGCUACGGUGGUGCUGGCACAGCCGGGUAUGCGCCACGUAUGUGGGUUGACGUUCGUGAAAAAGGAACUGAAGGUGCUGGUCGCCAGCGAAGAAGGUUUCCUCUACAUUCACGAAUUCAAUGCGGACCUUGGUGGUGUGUGCAAGUUACAGGCGGUGCAUGAUUUGCGCGGCGCCCUGGAUGGUGUCGAAGAGCUCAGUCUUAGCGACAACGGAGACAAAAUGUCACCCGGUUCGUCCAAUAAGGAGGCUAAUAGAAGUACCGUACCAACCACAAGCACUGUCGAUGCUAAUCAAAGUGAUAGCACACCAAAAAAUACAACAACACCAACAACUUCAGGUAGAAAUAUCAGCAGUGAGGCGACGAGUGAAAAGAGCGACACUACGAGUUGUAUGAUAGAAUAUCCAUGUCCGUUGCCGGAGAACUUAUAUGCGACGAGUGAAAAGAGCGACGGUGCGGGUUGUAUGAUAGAAUAUCCAUAUCCGUUGCAGGACAACUCAUAUGCAGACAUAUUAAAAGGACGCCAGCCGGCCGAUCGCGCAAAAGUUUGUUCAAUUUCAGAAAACCCUGCCGAAUACCGUAAGGCCGUCAUAAAAAGUGCAUUUUUGGAUGAGCAUCAUUUUCCGCCAGUGUCCUAUGCAAGGCGCUUUUGGACACCAAAGCGCAGGAACGAAGGGGACCGUUUUGCCGCCGCUGCGAAAGCUUAAAUUUAAAUGUGUAAAGCAGUUUUUGAUUGAGUUUGAGGCUUUUGUAAAGACAAAAACAAAAACAGCAGCGCUCAAUAAUAAAAUUAAUCAACAAUUAAAUUAGCAAAAUGUGAAACGUAUCAAUUAGCAGAUAAUUAUUGUUUAAAAAUGAUGUUUUAAAAUCUAAUGCAAAAAAAAAAAAAAUGUAAAAAUUAAAUGUUAGAAAAAAUAACUAGGGCAUACAUACAUAUACACAUAUGCGAGUAUUGAUAUUAGUUUUAACAUUUUGAUUCGCAUUCAUUUCUGUAGCAUACAAGCAAAGUAAAUUAUAAAUUAUAAAAUAUUCGUUAGCCAAUUAAACUUAGUAAGCAUUUACCUAUUACACACGCGGAUACAGGGUCCACAUGCUACUACAAUAUAUUUUCAAUAUUACGUUUUGCUCUCUGCGCCUCUCUUUUACCAUUAACUAAAGUAGAGUGAUAUUUUCCGAGGCCUUCGAAUGGGCUUUUUACGAUCUUCUUAAAUUUAUUUAGUUAUAGUACUUCAUCGCCUUUUUAUAUACA